Messenger RNA from Coregonus clupeaformis (lake whitefish), 4719 nucleotides. RefSeq names its product insulin receptor. Gene Ontology annotation, biological process: protein autophosphorylation; positive regulation of MAPK cascade; positive regulation of kinase activity. NCBI's taxonomy places the organism in Eukaryota, Metazoa, Chordata, Actinopteri, Salmoniformes, Salmonidae. The record is from RefSeq and is a predicted model, not a curated record. Gene Ontology annotation, molecular function: insulin receptor activity; insulin receptor substrate binding; ATP binding. Gene Ontology annotation, cellular component: axon; membrane; insulin receptor complex.
GGAGAGGCAGAGAAGGGGAUCAUAGAGGACUGAACAAUCUACCUCUCAUGUGGGAGAGUAAAAUAUACCUUUUCGACUUUAUUUUGACUGUUCUCGUUAUGCAAUAACAAUGUGGUCAUUUUGAAGGGAGAUAUCCCUCAUGUAAAAUCACCGAAACGCGCUUUAUUGUGAAGAAAGUGUGCGAACAACUAGACCAACGGCGAAACUGACAGUCAGUGUUGUCUUGAGAGGAAGUCUCGUAAAUGUCAGUAUUGACCGAAUCGAGUUUGCGGUUUUAAUUAUUUAUUCUCUCCAUACAAGGUUCAGAUGAGUUUAAGUAAACUACCUAGUAAUCGCUAGAAUUGUACGUUUAUUCAAGAAGAGUUUGGAGUAUUUUUGUGAAAGAUACCAGCGGUGAACGUGAAACGCAGUGACCCGUGGUUUUGGUUUAGUACGCCACGCGUGCCAUGAACCUGAAGUUGUCAUAAGCGAAGCUACAGAAUGCGAGACGGGAGAAAUUGCUGCACUUCAUUAGCUGUGGUUUAGGUUCUUUCAAUGCAAGGGAAUAAGCAAUUUCCGAAGUAGAUACGUGGCAACAUAUCCAUAGCGAGUGUUACAGGAAGCGUAAUUAAAUUGCGAGUUUAUAUGAAAUUGCACUAACUUGUGUUGUGGCCUGCUGCACAGACAGCUAACAUUAGCUAGCAGUUAGCUAGCUAGCUAGCUGCUCCCAUUGGCCUGCUCUGCGACUCUCGAGACUGCGGAUUGAAUCAAGAACACUUGAAAAGAAGACUCAAUGCCGUGCAAUUUAUUGGCAAGUGAGACUUUAUCUUCGUUUGUCCACAAUGAAUACCACUGUUGCAUUUGUUUGUGGCGAUUUUGAAUAUCCACCAGAUCUGUACAGAUAACUAGCUGAAGCUAAUCAGGUAGCUAGUGAACACGUUGGACUCUUCCUUCCCUCCGCCCAUUUCUCCGGAAUGCAUGUUUUUAUUUUUGUUUACCUGUGGGUUCUCGUGGUUUAGCUAACUAACCAACUGACAGCUACCACUUGCCAGCUAGUUUUAAUCGAGUUGACACGGAUUCUUCCCCAGUUGCGCUCGACCGUGUCGUCGGUCGGAUAUUGACUUAAGUAAAUAUGUGGCAGCGGACUUCCCUUGUGGUUUUUGUGACUGCUGUCUACGUAUGGAAUUGUCAGCAAACGAAUGGAGAAAAUACAGAAAUCUCCCCGGGAAUCUGCAACAGUAAGGACAUCCGGAACAACGUGACCAACCUGCGCUCCCUGGAGAACUGCACGGUCAUCGAGGGCCACCUGAAAAUCAUCCUCAUGUUCAAGACCAAGCCCGAGGACUUCAGGGGCCUCAGUUACCCCAAACUGACCGUGGUCACAGACUUCCUCCUCCUGUUCAGGGUCUACGGAAUGGAGAGCCUCAAAGACCUCUUCCCUAAUCUCACUGUGAUCCGAGGUAACAACCUGUUCUUCAACUACGCUCUGGUCUUCUUUGAAAUGCUGCAGCUCAGGGAUAUCGGCCUCCAAAGCCUGAUGAAUAUCACUAGAGGAGCGGUUAGAAUCGAGAAGAACCCGGACCUCUGCUACCUCUCCACGCUGGACUGGUCCAAGAUCCUGGACACGGUGGAGGACAACUACAUCGUAGCCAAUAAGAAUGACCGGGAGUGCGGGGACGUGUGUCCCGGGGCGGCCAAAGGGAAGACCACCUGUCAGCAGACCACUAUCAACGGCCUCUUCAGCGAACGCUGCUGGACGCACAAGCACUGCCAGAGAAUGUGUCCCCCCAGCUGUAAGCACCGGGCCUGUACCAAGGACAACCAGUGUUGCCAUGAGUCAUGUCUGGGAGGCUGCUCUGAGCCCCAGAACAGCAGCAGCUGUGUAGCCUGCAAGAACCUCCAGUACCAGGAGGCCUGUGUGGACCGUUGUCCCCAGGGAUACUACACCUAUAGGGGCUGGCGCUGCGUCCCCUUCUCCUUCUGCCAGGACCUCCACAACAAGUGUAAGCAGAGCAAGAGCAGCGACUGCCAUGAGUAUGUCAUCCACAAUGGAGCCUGUAUACCUGAGUGCCCCUCCGGAUAUACUACUGUCAACUCCACCACGUUAAUCUGUACUCCAUGUGCUGGGCUGUGUCCUAAGGUGUGUAUGGGCCAGAAGAUGGUGGACUCUGUGACAGCAGCACAGGCUCUGAAAGGAUGCACCGUGCUCAACGGCAGCAUGGAAAUCAACCUCAGAGGAGGAAAUAACAUAGCAGCAGAGCUGGAGGCUAACCUUGGUCAGUUGGAGGAGAUUACAGGGUAUCUGACCGUCCGGCGCUCCCUACGCCGCUCUCUCUCUUUCCUCCGCAAACUACGGGUCAUCAGAGGGGACACACUGAUAGAUGGGGGCUACUCGUUCUAUGCGUUAGACAACCAGAACCUGCGUCAGCUCUGGGACUGGAACAAACACAACCUGACCAUCCUCCAGGGGCGCAUGUUCUUUCAACUCAAUAUUAAGCUCUGCAUGUCAGAGAUCCGCAAGAUGGAGGAGGUGACAGGCACCAAAGACAGACAGCACAAGAACGACAUCGUAUCCAAGACCAAUGGAGACCAGGCCUCCUGUGAGAACCAGGAGUUAAGGUUCACUCAGGUGCGUGCCACGCAUGAUAAGAUCGUGAUCAGGUGGGAACCGUUCUGGCCUCCUGACUUCAGAGACCUGCUGGGCUUCAUGCUCUUCUACAAGGAAGCGCCCUACCCCAACGUGACAGAGUUUGACGGCCAGGACGCGUGUGGUUCUAACUGGGUAAUAGUUGACCUGGACCCCCCAGCCCGGGCUACAGAGGGCAACCCACAGGUGGAGCCAGGUACCCUGAUCUUGUCUCUGAAGCCCUGGACGCAGUACGCCAUCAUGGUCAAGACCCAGCUCUCUGCCUCUGAUGAACACCAGGUCCUCGGAGCCAAGAGCAAAAUCAUCUACGUCAGGACCAACGCCACCAAACCGUCCGUGCCCCUGGACCCCAUCUCGUCAUCUAACUCGUCCUCUCAGAUCAUCCUGAAGUGGAAGCCCCCCACGGAUCCCAACGGCAACAUCACUCACUACCUGGUGUACUGUCAGCAGCAGCCUGAGGCCAGCGAACUCUACAAGUUUGACUACUGUCAGAAAGGUAUGAAGCUGCCAUCGCGGGUGCCCACCCAAGUGGACAGUGAUGAGGAGGCCAAGUGGAACCAGACUGAGGACGAGGGGCAGGGUGGCCGCUGCUGUGCCUGUCCCAAAACAGACAAACAGUUGAAGAAGGAGGCAGAGGACUCAGAGUACCGCAAGACCUUCGAGAACUACAUCCACAACGAGGUCUUUGAGCCCAAACCAAGACAGCGCCGCUCCGCCAUGGGCGUAGCCAAUCAAACGCAGCCGUCAGUCGUGACGACGCCCGCCACCCUGCCCGAAGGUUUCGCCACCCGCGGCCCAGACGACGAAGAUGGUAAUGGUGUGGAGAGCAGUAAGAUCCAGCUGACAGUGUUUUCCAAGGAGUCUACGGUCAUCUCCGGCCUCCGACACUUCACCUCGUACCAGAUUGACGUGCUGGCCUGCAACCACCCCACAGACCCUUCACGCUGCAGUAUGGCAGCCUUCGUCUCAGCUCGCACCAUGCCUGAGGACAAAGCAGAUGACAUAGUGGGGCCCAUCAGCUACGACGUGACUGAGUACACAGUUCAUAUCAAGUGGCUGGAGCCUAAAGCCCCCAACGGCAUGAUCAUCCUGUAUGAAGUCAACUAUAAGAGACUGGGAGACACAGAGGAGCUGCACCACUGUGUGUCCAGGAAGAUGUACCAGCAGUCGGAGGGCUGCAAGCUGAGAGUGGUGCAUCCUGGGAAUUAUACCGUGAGGAUCCGAGCCACCUCGCUGGCAGGAAACGGCUCCUGGACUGACCCCACACAGUUCUACGUAGAAGACCUGCGGGUGGAUCCAUCCAACAUGGUGAAGAUUAUCAUUGGUCCAGUCAUUUUUAUCGUUCUGCUGAUACUGGUGGUAGCAGGAGGAUUCGUCAUGUUCAAGAAGAAGCAAACCCAGGGCCCCUCUGGACCUCUCUACACCUCCUCCAACCCAGAGUACCUCAGUGCUGCUGACAUGUACGAGCCCGACGACUGGGAGGUGGGCAGAGAUAAGAUCAACAUCCUGCGUGAACUGGGUCAGGGCUCGUUCGGCAUGGUCUACGAGGGCAUCGCCAAGGACAUCGUGAAGGGCGAGCCGGAGACACGCGUGGCAGUGAAGACGGUCAACGAGUCGGCCAGUCUGAGGGAGAGGAUCGAGUUCCUCAACGAGGCCUCCGUCAUGAAGGGCUUCACCUGCCACCAUGUGGUGCGUUUGAUGGGUGUGGUCUCUAAGGGCCAGCCCACUCUGGUUGUCAUGGAGCUGAUGACACACGGUGACCUGAAGAGCUACCUGCGCUGCCUCCGCCCUGACUCUGAGAAUAACCCUACAGGGCGCCCGCCCCCGACCCUGAGAGAGAUGAUUCAGAUGGCAGCAGAGAUAGCAGAUGGCAUGGCCUACCUCAACGCCAAGAAGUUUGUCCACAGAGACCUGGCUGCUAGGAACUGCAUGGUGGCGCAGGACUUCACUGUUAAGAUAGGAGACUUUGGUAUGACCAGAGACAUCUAUGAGACAGACUACUACAGGAAGGGAGGGAAGGGUCUGCUUCCUGUCCGCUGGAUGGCUCCUGAGUCUCUGAAGGACGGAGUGUUCACCGCUAACUCAGACUGCUG